AAAAGAGUGACACCCUUUUGCACUUGGUCUUCAAUCCACUUCUAUGAUGUUUUGAUGGAAACUAUAGGCCGCAAUUUCAAUGCCCUCUACACACGCGCGCGUCAUGCCCGGGUGUGAGACUUCUGGUGCGGACCGGUGGAUGAGAUAGCCACCAAGACCUGGCAAGUCCAAAGGACAGCUUAAACUGGUGCGUUGGACUCAAAGCCAGCGUGUCCGUUUUCAUCGGUGCGGUGCCAGUUUCUGAAAGCGCGUUGAGCACCUGGACCUCUUCUGAGGGGGAUCUCUCCCAAUGGAGAUCCACAAGGUUGGUCGUUUCUGUUGUUGAGACCCCGACCGGUGACCCCGAACGGACGGUGCUCAGAAGCGCUCAGAAGGGCUUGGCUAUGCUGUUUGGAAGCAAGGGCUUUGCCGCAAGGGAGAUCGUUGGAGUCUUGAGGGCGUCGUCUUCACUCGUUUCGGUGGAGGUCGUCUUCGCCAGCUUCGCUUCGUUCGGUCAUGUCCGAGCGGAACGACGCCCUUUCGGUUUCCGGGUUGAGAGGAGUUCCGUAGCGCCAACGGCUUUUGGUCGACCGCGGGUCGACGGGCAAAGCUUGGCACCGCUGCAGUGAGAUGUCGAUACAGCAGCCUGUUUUGAAGCUUCAAGAGCCGCGGCAUCACGAGCAUGGGCAUGUAGUAAGAGAGGCUAUGGCUACACCAGACCCAAAAGAGUAUCAACGAGUGCGACACGGCAUGGUAGAGUUGGCAUCAGUGAUCAGUCGUCAUGCACGGCACAUGACAGCGGAUUGGUGGACUGUUGGAACCCUGACGUCGAGGUCAGGGGAUGGCCUUUGCGUUGCCCUUAGUCGAACUCCCUGCGGAGCAGUACACGGAUCUCCUCACUGGGACAGUGAAGUGCUGGUUCGAAGAUCGGGGCUUCGGCUUUAUUGCCCCGGAGGGCGGCAAGGAAGAUGUCUUCGUGCACAAGAAGGUCUUGAAGGAUGGGCAAAGUCUCAUUGUGGGUAGCUCGGUGAUGUUUAAUCUCAUCUACGACGCGGACCGGCGCCGCUUCCAAGCCACCAGCUGCUUCGGCGCCACCCUUCCCCCCGAGAAGGAGCCGGGAAGCGCGAAAGAAGCGACCGCGCGGUGGCCCUUUUGCUUGAGGGAUCCUUGGGAGGAUCUCUACCGCCAGAGCGGCGCGGACCACCUCCGCGCCCACCUGGACAUGACGGAGCCCGUCACGGAGACACCGGCGAAGUCGGUGGAGACGGCCUCCUCGGUGGAGGAGGUCAAGAUGGAGUCGAGGUCGGUGGAGAAACCCACAUCCAUCUACGAGUUUUUCGAAGACACCGACCUGGCAUGAAAAGCCGGACCAGAGACGCUUGCGGAAAAGGGAGGAUAGGGAGGAGAGAUAGCAUGGUACAGGGAAGACAUUGCAGUCCUUGGGUCGCAAC
Molecule: messenger RNA, 1430 nt
Organism: Durusdinium trenchii
Lineage: Eukaryota; Dinophyceae; Suessiales; Symbiodiniaceae
Source: the annotation of a GenBank genome assembly